This is a messenger RNA of Ruditapes philippinarum (Manila clam), 2803 nucleotides long. Its product is annotated as mucin-2-like. The coding region runs from base 68 to 2020 and encodes 650 amino acids. The record is from RefSeq and is a predicted model, not a curated record. The transcript is spliced from 8 exons. Gene Ontology annotation, cellular component: nucleus. Gene Ontology annotation, molecular function: RNA polymerase II cis-regulatory region sequence-specific DNA binding; protein dimerization activity; DNA-binding transcription factor activity, RNA polymerase II-specific. Gene Ontology annotation, biological process: regulation of transcription by RNA polymerase II. NCBI's taxonomy places the organism in Eukaryota, Metazoa, Mollusca, Bivalvia, Venerida, Veneridae.
UACACCAAGCAACGAAUAAAUCCGAAGUUGAACGAGUGAAACAAGCUCGCCGGGUGUUGUAAACAAAAUGCGAGCAGAAAUGACGGUCGAUUUAGAUUUAAAAACGUUAGAGAAUUUAAGGAUUUAUAACGGAUAUGAAACAGAAAAGAGCACUAGAAAGUUGAGUUUUGAGCCAUCUUCACCUGAAGGUAAUGAGAGUGACAACGGUCUGGGAGAAUGGACUCCAUCAGAGGAGAAAUCAAGUAGAAAGUCCAAGUGUGGUCGCCCAGCAAACCCUAUCCCAAGACACAAGCGGGAUUCGCACAUUAAAGCGGAAUACAAGCGCCGUGAUAAAAUACAGAAAGGUUUUGACACAUUAUUGACACUUGUUCCGGAAUUGCGAAAUGUCUCCGAAAAAGAAAGCAAAGCAAAGAUGUUAUUUAAAACCGCCGACUACUGUCGACGUUUAAAAAGUGAGAGUGGGAGCACUCAGACAGAGCUAAAGGCCCUGCAUCAGCAGCUAGAAUCCAUUGGUACAGAAAUUCAAGAACUUCAGGACAAAUUGCCAAAGAAUGGGUUAGAAACAGUAAAGAAACAUGAUGACGUUGCCAUGGAUACAUUGUAUAACAAGUAUGUGCAGGAUGAAACAAAGAAGAACUGGAAAUUUUGGAUCUUUAGAUUCUUCAUGCAUCCACUGUAUGAAUCAUACAAGAAGGUGACCUCUGGUAAACAGGAAGGCCAGGAUUUCCACAAGAAUGUUUUCCAAUGGAUUCAGAGCAGCCUUUCCCUUGGAAAUCUUAGAAAAGGUUUUCUUGAAUCACUGCGUACUAUCAGUAAGCAUACAAGUAUUAUGACCAAUCCUGAGCAGCUGGAACAGGAAGCUAGGUCAAACACGCUAGAUCAGUUAAUUAGCACAGGUCAGGACAGCAUGGAAACAAACCAAGCCUCUUCCACAAACCUGGCCCCUCCCACUUCCCCAAAAGUACCUAACACAACCCCAGGGUCUUCUGCUAAAUGUACCCCUGUGCAGACACCAACUCCAACUCCACCAAGAACACCAAAUCUAUCAAGAAGAUCAUCUAAGAGAGAAAUUCAGAGGACAUCUAUCAGUAGGUCCAGGUCAAAUUCACCAGCUCAAGCUGAAACAGAACCAAAGAGACGCUCAAAUUACAGAUCAAGGUCAGGUAGGCGAUGUUGUGAAGAGCAGGAAAUGAAGGUAGAAUAUACCACAAGUGGAAAUCCCAACCUCCCACUACUAAGUCAGCUUCUUACAUCUCGACAAUUUGUGCAAGUAUGUCAAUAUAGGAUGAAGACGACGCCAACAACAACAGAGAAUUCCAACGUGACUUCAAGUUAUCAAGCUAUCUCAAAAGCACCAAUGAUGAGUCACAGUAUCAUGAGUACCACUCAAAAUAAUCUCAUGUUUGAUAGAAAUUUUGUUGAAUCUCCUACUUCUCAUGUAGAUACAAAUGUGGACAUGAUCAUACCUAAACUAAGUUCAGGUGAUCAGUUCCCUGCAGCAGUUGUGCACAGUGCUUCCCCAUCGGUUACUUCUAGCAGUACCAAUAAACCAGGCUUAACUGCUUCUACACCUGAAUUUACAAACAGUAUCUCCACCAAUGAAUCACAACUUUCCAACAUGGAGUAUUUCGAUGCUUCAGUCAGUGAAAGUCUUCUCCUACCAGACACAUCAAGUAUUAUUUUGGAUAGCUCAUCAAUACCACAAAGCCUAUAUCAUCCAGAUUCAAAUCUGAUCAAAACUUCAGAUUGUUUUAAAAGUCAACCAUUGGAUCUUUUGCUUUCGAUCACCAGCUCAGAUAGUAUGUUGACAGAAAUGCCAAGUCUUAUUACUGCCAUGCCUAGCCAGUUACAGUGUGACAUUUAUAGUGAAAGUCUGGGUAAUGUAAAUGUUGCUAAAACUGAUAAGCUACUUGCAUUGAGUCCUGAUGAAGACUCAUUGACAGACUUGUUAAGUUUUGAUGUCAUGGAUGUAGGUACAGUGAUGAAAUUUUUCAAUGAUGAUAAACAAACUCACUCAUGAUGUUGGAAAUAGGGGGAAAAUGUAUAUAGCUUGUAAAUAUUGAGCUCUUUAGUUGUGAUGUUAUAUGAAUGUCUUGUUAUUAUAUGUGAGGUUAUAUGAAUAUCUUGUUAUUAUAUGUGAGGUUAUAUGAAUAUCUUGUUAUUACAUGUGAUGUUAUAUGAAUGUCUUGUUAUUAUAUGUGAGGUUAUAUGAAUGUCUUGUUAUUAUAUGUGAGGUUAUAUGAAUGUUCUUGUUAGGUAUAUGUGAGGUUAUGUGAAUGUAAUUCUGUGUAUGUUUUCAUGAAUAUAAUUCAAUGUGAGGUUUCAUAUAUGUAAUCAUGUAAGUUUAUGAAUGCAAAUAUUUUUCAAUUUUUCAUGAAUGUAAAUUUAUGCGACUUUUUAGGAAUGUUACAUGUGAGGUUUUAUUAAUAUGAUUAUAGGAUAAUUUUCAUGAAUGUUAGUAUGAGUUUAUGUGAUACUUUUUCAUAGUUAUAAUUAUAUAUAUGUAUGUGAAGUUUCAUGAAUGUAAUUAAAUGUAAGGUGUUUGGAAUGUAACAAUAUUUUAUUGAUUUUUUAAAAAUCUUUGCUUGAUUGUUUUCCUGUGUGAUCAGAUCAUGAAUGAUAUUUGUUUAUUGUUAAAAGUGAAAAGUAUUCAAUAUUUUGUUCUGAUAUUCCAUUAUGGAAUCACAUAUUUUGAACAAAUUAUGUGAAAUUUCUUUUUUCAUUGUAUAUGUACUUCUUUUGCCAAGAUCAUCGUUUGUGUUGAUUAGUCUUUUUCCAUGUAGAAUAAAGAAGGGGCAGCUUA